CCGCCUGUUCUAGAGUUUCCCCAUCAAUUGUGAUUGAGUUGAUGUUCUCUGUGUUGUAUUUGAUGAUGUUGCUUUCUGUCUUGUGUAUGUUGAGGCUUAUUGAUACAGAGACUGCUACUACGCUAGUUGUCUUCAUGUGAAUUUGUUGAUGUGUGUGUAUGGGAUAAGAGGCGUAGGUCAUCUUCGAAGUCCAAAUAGUCUAGUUGCAUGCAAGCUGCCAAUUGUAUUCUGUGCUUCCCUUUGAGAUGUCGAGGUCUUCAUAAUCAAGUCAACCACCCGAGGAAAGAGGAAGGGGUAGAGUAGACGGUCUUGUCUCACUCCACUCCUUACUUGGAAUGAACCUGUCAGCUAUCUUCCAUGCACGACUUCGCAAUGUAGUCCGUCAUAUGAGUUCCGGAUGAUGUUGACAAUCGUCUAAGGAACUCCAUAUUGUCGAAGAAGUUUCCCUUGUCCACACUGUCAAACCCCUUCUCAUGGUCAAUGAAGUUGAUUUAUAAUGACAAUUUCUAUUUAACUGAUUGUUCGACGAUGAACCGUAGUGUUGCGAUUUGAUUUGUGCACGACCGAUCCCUACGGAAUCCAGCCUGUUGAUCUCGAAGUUGAGCGUCUACUGAGUCUUUCAUCCGGUUCAGCAACGCUCUAUUGAAAACGUUUCCUGGUACUGAAAUUAGUGUGAUCCCUCUAUAGUUCACACAUUUUCUCAGGUCUCCUUUCUUCGAUAGCUUGAUGAGGUAUCCUUCUUUCUAGUCUGUCUGUGACACUUGUUCUUCCUCUUAAAUCUCCCAGAGAAGGACAUGGAGCGCGUUUGCAACUAUUGGUUCUUCCACUUAUUUCUGCUUAUCGGCCUUAAUGCUUUUUUUUCACUUGCUUGCGCCUUCCAUUGAUCUUCUGAUUUUUUUAGUGAUGCGAAUAUGAUCAAUUUAGCUCUUCGUGGUGUGAUCCAGUGAGACACAUGUAGCUUUGUGCAUGGGUUUGUGUGGUAAUGUUGUGCCGCCGAUAACCAUUUUUUUGAAUCUACAUAAAAUUGCAAACCUGUCACCAUUCUCGUUCGUUUCUUUCAGUCAGUUCCUGUCGUUCCAUGAUAUCUUCAUAUCCGGUGUUGUCAAUUCCGACUUUGGCGUUUAGAUCUCUCAUCAGAAUGGUGAGGUCCUUUCUUGUACACUUCGCGAUGAUUGAUUGUAGCCUCUCAUAGAAAUGAUCUUUAUUGUCGUCGUUGCUAUCAUUGGUUAGUGCAUCAAAUUGGAUAACAUUCAUUGUGACUCACUACUUUUUUGUUUUGAAGGAUACUUUGAUGAUCAUGGACCCAUGAGAUUUCCAUUCUAUAAAUGUUUUACGUGCUUCUUUGGAUAGCAUCGGAAUAACUCCUGAGUGUGCGAAGCAUUUUCCUCUUCAUGAUCAGAGUACAACAUCAUCUCACUCGGAUAUAAUCUUUUCUGUUCAGCUUUGGUCCAAUGGGUUUCGUUGAUUCCGAGUUGUAUCUCCUUAUUUCCAUAGCUACUUGGUUGGACCUCCCGGUUUCACACAUUGUCCAAACAUUCCAUGUACUUAUAUUAAUUGUUGCUCUAGUUGUUACAAUGGGCAUUCACCUCAUGAAUUCUGAAGUAACUCGGCUUCACUACAAGACGUCAUAAUUCUUCUGAAUGAUGAUCAUUCAACUUCUAGUGCAGAGUUCAGAAAAUGAAAGAGAAGAAAAAGUUCUCUUUUCGGAAGCUGAUUGGUAAAUUUGAAGAAUCAUCAAAAUCACAUGUAAAUGAAAUGUUAAAUAAAUCUCAUUCCGAUAUACAAAUUGAUUUAAAUAAUCAACAAAUAGAAAGUGAACUAGAAUUUGCACAUAAAUUAAUGAACUCUCCAGAAGAAAUGGGUUUAAGUUUAGAGGGCAGAGAUAAUGAGAUUGAAUGUUAUGUACAAACAAUAUGUGAACCAUGUACAUUAAGUAAAAAUGCAAUAAAUUUUGAUCGUUUACUGCGUCGUAUUGAUACAACUAAUGCACGUGUAACAACAUUGAUCAAUUUAUGCACUACAGCUAUUUUAGCCUCAGAUAAAAGUGCUAUUAAUUUUCUAGUGAAUAGUUUAAAACGUAUGCGACGCAAACAAAAUUUAUUAAUUAAUGAAGCAGAUGAUACAAUGUUGACAUUUUUAAAAGAUCCUCUGAUUUUAUUACGUUCAAAGAAGAAAAAAGUUGGUAAAAAUGAAAGUGGUGUUAAAUUCAGUAUUCAUUAUCCUGAAGAUGAUGACGAUGAUGAUAAUGACGAUGAAGAUGAUGAUGGUGAUGAUGUAGAAAACGAUAUUGAUGGUAAUGGUAAUGUACGAGAAGGUAAUAUUGAAGAUAAAUGUGAAAAUAGUAAAAAAAAUGAAGAGGCACAAAUUCGUUGGGAAAUGAGUAGUAAUCAAUUAAGUACUGAUUAUUCCACAAGUGAUAGUGAUAAUGAUGGUCCAACGCCUGAAUUUGUUUUAAAUUUAUCUAAACAAAUACGUAAAACAGAAGGUACACGAUUAAAACAAAAUUUACGUUUAAUCAAUCGUAAAAAAUCAUCAAAUAUGGGAAGUAAAAAAGCAUCAUAUAAUGUCCCACCGCCUUUGAAUCCACUUGGACAUAAUCGUAAUGAUUUAUUACGUUCACAUGCUACAGUAGCAAGUGGUCUUUGUCAACAAAGUCAUAAAAUAUCAUCAUCAUCUAUGCUAUCAACAAAUGGAUUACAUAAUACUGAUACAAAAUAUACACCAACAUUACCAUUUAAUUUAUUAAGUUUAACUGGACAAUUAUCAUGGUUAAUUUCAGAAUAUAUUGAACGUGGUAGUUCAACAUAUAAAUGGGCUACAGAAUUAAUUAAUUCAAUUGGUAAAAUGUCUGUCACACGAUCUACAUGGUUAAAUGUACAUCAACAAUUAAGAGAAACAACAGAAUUAUUAUAUUCACAUCGUGAUCAACAAUUAAAAUUAUAUUAUUCAAUUAAUGAAACACCACAAGGUGAAAUUGCAUGGACUAAAUUACAAGCAAUACAUCAAAAUUUAUUAAAUGGUGAUUUAAAUGCUUCGACAAUUACACCAAAUAAUUUAAAAGUAUUAUGUCAAUCAUCAAAACAAUUAAACAAUAAUAAUAAUAAUAAUAAUAAUGAAAGAAAAUUAGUACAACUAUCUUGUUUAUUAGAGAAAAAAUUACAUUUAGCUUAUUUAUGUGAUUUAUUAUUAUGGAAAGCGCAUAAAAUAAUCUUAACUCAAUUAAAUUAUACUGAUGAAGAUAUAGUGAAAUGUCAAUCGAUGGAUUUUCAAAUACGUUUAUUUGAAUUACAAUUAGAUCAAUUAAAUGGACAAAAUUGGUCAACAAAUUUAAUGAAUUAUAUGUUAUGUUGGUUAAAUGAUAUAUGUGAAUGGAAAAAUCAAUUUAAUUUAAAUUCAUCUGAUAUUGAUUAUUUUAUAUGGAAUGAAUUUUAUGUAUUUAAAAAUUCAAUUGAAAAUUUAUUCGAUUUAGUUCAAUCAUUAAAUGCUUGUAAAUUAAUAAGAUCAGCAUUAGAUGAACAAAAUAAUAAUCAUAUUAAUGAUAUGAAUCAAUCAAUUUAUAAUUAUCAUUUAAGUAAUAGUUUAAGUAAUAUUAAUUUAGAUGAUAAUCAAAGUAGAAUAUCAUCAUCAGAUGGAUCAUCAUCUAAAUUACAAUCACAUAAUCGUUUAUCACAUAAUAAUUAUCAUCCACAUCAAUCACAUCAUAGUCAAGGUGAUUUUCGUAUAUUAGAUGCUGAACGUUGUUCAAGAUCAUAUUCAGCAUUAGUUAGACAAAUACAAGAGAAUGCUAUGAAUAAUAGACCAUUAGCUUAUUUUGCUGAACGUGCUUUAUAUGAUAUUGCAGUAGAAUUAGGUUGUACAGUAAAUUGGGAUGAACGAUUUGAUAGUUUAAGUAAAGAAUUAAAAAAUGCAUGGCAAGAAUGGGAAUUAAUUAUACGUGAAAAAAUAGAUCGUGAUUUCUAGUCGUUUAAUCAUUUUAUCAUCUAAUAUUUCUCUACUAUUUUUUUCUGUCAUAUUUUGAAUUUAUUACUAAGUGAGAAAAACUAAACACAGAAUGAAUCAAGAAAUAAAAAAAAACAGAAAAUAAAAAAAAACAAAUCAGAUCCAAUAGUAUUUUUGCACUCCCCUCUCGCAUUCAUCUUUCAUUAUUUUUCUCUUUUAAAAAAUGUACAUUUUUGAAGAAAAAAAGCUAAACGGCAGUUAUAACUAUUUUUUAAAAACAACAACAAUAAUAAUGAUCACAACAACAAUAACAACAAAGAUUCGGUAAUUUGUACUAUUGAAAUGAAAAUAUAAAAAUAAAAUGUUAUUUACAUCCUUCAUUCCCUCACUCUCUCCCUCUCGCUCCUUCUCUCCAUUUGUCUAUUUCAUGAUCGAUCGUCAUUUGAAAGUUUAGAUGUUCUGCUGACAUAAUACUAUAGAUUAUUAUUAUUAUUAUUAUUAUUAUUAUUAUUAUUAUUAUUAUUAUUA
Molecule: messenger RNA, 4467 nt
Organism: Schistosoma intercalatum
Lineage: Eukaryota; Metazoa; Platyhelminthes; Trematoda; Strigeidida; Schistosomatidae
Source: the annotation of a GenBank genome assembly